Rotaria socialis is the source of this 1317-nucleotide messenger RNA. The record is from the annotation of a GenBank genome assembly. Lineage: Eukaryota; Metazoa; Rotifera; Eurotatoria; Philodinida; Philodinidae.
AUGAUUCCGUACUAUUCAUUUAGUAAUUUUCAUGCCGUUUGCUUAUUUCUUGUCAUAUCAAUUGUCUGGUGUUUUAAUGAGCAUUGUACUGACGAUAGUUCAUGUUCAACAUCAGGUUUAAAAUGUCGUUUAAAUCAUUGUUUAUGUCCAUCCGAUGCAUUCUGGGCUGGAUAUACAAAAAAUUGUAUUCCAUGUCCAACGGGAUGGAUCAAUCUUUAUAUUUUUUGUAUUUAUCAUAAAACUGCAAUAACACAUUGGUUAGAUGCUGUAAGUGAAUGUAGAGAAAUGAAUUCAACAAGUCAAUUACUUGAAAUUAAUAAUCUAAAUGAAUUUUAUUUCAUUCAAAAAUCUAUUAAAAACAUUUUACCAGACAAUCAAAUGAAAAUCGAAGUAAAUAAUAAUAAAAAAGAACUAUUUUCUAGUGCAACUGCAUUCAUUGGCAGUGUUGGAAGAGGAAGUUCGACUGACAAAUGGGCUUAUCAAUUUGGAAAUAAUUCUGGUAAUUCUUAUACAAGUACUAGUCCAAUGUGGUGUAAAGAAAAACAGUGGGGUUCAAUAAUAAUUCCGGCUGAGCCGUCAUUUGAGCACGAUGAUGGUUUAAACAUAACUUUUCAAGCAUUAAAACGAUGGAAUGAUUCAACUGAUGCAUGUCUUGUUUCUCUGCUGGAAACAAGUAAACAAUCAUUCCUUUGCGAAAUCGUUGGAGAUCCAGCAAGAUUUUAUGAUCAAACCAUUCUCUCGUUUCUUUUUGCUACUAUUAAACGUACACUAAUAACUACAACCAUAAAGAAAAAUCUUAUUACCGAUAAUCAAUCAUUCGUAACCUCUCAACAAUUAUCCACAUCAGCCUUGAAUAAUACUGCGCCGUCAAAAUUGAAUAUUACAACUGGUGCAACAGCUUUAAACCGUAAACAAUUAUUAUUUAUUAUUAUUGUUAUAGCUGGUAUUUUUAUGUUGAUAAUUGUUAUCAUAAUUGUCAGUAAUAUGAAAUUCAAGAAAAAAGAUUCAUCAAAAUCUCUAAAAUCUAAUAAAAGAAAAUCUGUAUCUCGUUCGAACAGUGACAAGAAAACUGGUGAAGACUUACAAUCAAAUAGUUCUUCGGUUGAUUCACCGCUGUCGAACGAAGCUACUACUAUUAAAAAGCCGAUGCAAUUACAACGGAUAUCCACUGACAAACAAUAUUCACCCUCGAAUAGUUCAAGAUCGAUCAACACAGAUAAAGUUGCUCUAUGGGAUGUCAUGGAAUCGUCUUUAGUGUCGUCUACAUCCCAUGAAGCUACCAAACAUUCAUCUCCAUACAAAAUUAUCCAACGCUAG